AUGAAUACUAGCACCAAAACUGUUUUAAAUUGUUUAAUUGUCAAAAACUCCAGUGUUUAUCCUGCAUUCCUGAGGCCCAAGCUUGGGAAACAAUAUGAAGCAUCGUGUGUGUCCUUCGAACGGGUUUUGGUUGAGAACAAGCUGCACGGGCUUUCACCGGCCCUCUCGGAAGCCAUCCAGAGCAUUUCUCGCUGGGAACUUGUCCAAGCUGCCUUGCCCCACGUGCUCCACUGCACGGCCACGCUGCUUUCCAAUCGCAACAAGCUAGGACAUCAGGACAAGCUCGGGGUUGCCGAAACCAAACUCCUUCACACCCUCCACUGGAUGCUUCUGGAGGCCCCCCAAGACUGCAGCAAUGACCGCUUUGGGGGUGGAGACCGGGGGUCCAGCUGGAGAGGCAGCAGCAGUGCCUUUAUCCACCAGAUGGAGAACCAGGGCUCUCCCGGCCACCCCAGGCGGGACAGCACCAACGACGAGGAAGAAAAUAACCGAAGGAAGUUCUUCCAGAAUUCCAUGGCCACGGUGGAGCUCUUUGUCUUCUUGUUCGCGCCUCUAGUUCACAGGAUUAAAGAAUCCGAUCUGACUUUCCGUUUGGCCAGCGGUCUGGUGAUCUGGCAGCCGAUGUGGGAACACAGGCAACCUGAAGUAUCGGCCUUUACUUCCAUGGUGAAACCCAUCAGGAAUAUAAUUACAGCUAAGAGAAGUUCUCCAAUCAAAAACCAGACUUUGACGUAUGAAUCUCCUAGUCUGGAUGCUGGAUGUAUCGAGGGACUGCAGGUUGUGAGCGAAACAGCCCAGCCCGAUUCCCUACCUCCUAAGCUAGCUGUUGCCGGUUGUCAUCGUGGAAACUCCAUUGAUGGGAGCGUGUCCUCCCAAGCAUCCCAGGAAAAGGCUCCUCCACAUCCCAGGGUGUCUUUGGUGAUCCCACCAUGCCAGAAGUCACGGUAUGCCACCUACUUUGACGUGGCGGUGUUGCGCUGCCUGCUUCAGCCCCAUUGGUCCGAGGAAGGCACUCAGUGGUCCCUGAUGUAUUACCUCCAACGGCUCCGCCACAUGUUAGAGGAGAAGCCGGAGAAAGCCCUGGAACCGGAAGUCCCACCAUUGCCAAGACCCCGCAGUAGCUCCAUGGUGGCUGCAGCUCCAUCGUUGGUGAACACUCACAAGACCCAGGAUCUCACCAUGAAAUGCAACGAAGAGGAGAAAUCCCUCAGCACGGAAGCGUUUGCCAAAGUGUCAUUAACAAACUUGCGCCGGCCGGCUGUUCCAGACCUCUCCUCAGAUUUGGGAAUGAACAUUUUUAAGAAGUUCAAGAGUCGCAAAGAGGACCGCGAGCGCAAGGGCUCCAUUCCUUUCCACCACACAGGGAAGAAGCGGCAGCGGAGGAUGGGCAUGCCUUUCCUGGUCCACGAGGACCACCUGGACGUCUCCCCCACUCGCAGCACUUUCUCCUUUGGCAGCUUCUCGGGGAUUGGCGAAGAGAGACGGGGGAUUGAGCGAGGAGGCUGGCAGACCACCAUUUUAGGAAGGUUUACCAGGCGGGGCAGUUCCGAUACAGCGACCGAGAUGGAAAGCCUGAGCGCCAGGCAUUCGCAUUCCCACCACACCCUGGUGACGGACCUUCCGGAUCACUCCAACAGCCAUGUGCGUUCCCAGAUUUCCACCAUCACGGUGGCGACCUUCAACACCACCCUAGCCUCCUUCAACGUGGGCUAUGCGGACUUCUUCAGCGAGCACAUGCGCAAGCUCUGCAACCAGGUGCCCAUCCCCGAGAUGCCCCACGAGCCUCUGGCGUGCGCCAACCUCCCUCGGAGUUUGACGGAUUCCUGCAUCAACUACAGCUGCCUGGAGGACACGGACCACAUUGAUGGGACCAGCAACUUUGUCCACAAGAACGGCAUGCUGGACCUCUCGGUGGUUCUAAAGGCUGUCUAUUUGGUGCUGAACCAUGACAUUAGUUCCCGAAUCUGUGACGUGGCCCUCAACAUUGUGGAAUGCCUCCUUCAGCUCGGCGUGGUGCCCUGUGUGGAGAAGACCAGGAGGAAAAGCGAGAACAAAGAGAACGAGCCCAGUGAAAAGAGACAGAGCGAAACCUCCUUCCACCUCAAGGGAGCUUUGAGCAAUUCGGCAUCCGGGUUUGGGGCUGCUCCAGUCAGCGGAACUGGAGAUGGCGGUGAAGAAGGAGGAGGGGGAGGGGGUGGUGGAGGUGACGGAGGCGACGGAGGAGGGGACGGAGGAGGAGACGGAGGAGGAGGAGGAAGGCCUUAUGAAAAAAACGAUAAAAAGGAAGACAAGGAUGAAAGCACCCCAACGAGCACCCACAGGUUAGCUCUGACAAUGUUGAUCAAAAUUGUGAAGUCUUUGGGUUGUGCCUAUGGCUGCGGAGAAGGGCAUCGUGGGCUCUCCGGAGACCGCCUAAGACAUCAGGCGCAGAAUUGCCUCACCAAAUUGUACAAGCUGGAUAAGAUGCAGUUCCGGCAAACCAUGAGGGACUACGUGAACAAAGACUCCCUCAACAAUGUGGUGGAUUUUUUGCAUGCUUUGCUGGGAUUCUGCAUGGAGCCCGUCACGGACAACAGGGCUGGCUUUGGAAAUAACUUCAGCACGGUGGACAAUAAGUCUACGGCUCAGAGCGUGGAAGGUAUCAUUGUCAGUGCCAUGUUCAAAUCGCUGAUCACCCGUUGUGCCUCGACGACACAUGAGCUCCACAGUCCAGAGAAUCUGGGAUUGUACUGUGACAUCAGACAGCUGGUUCAGUUCAUCAAGGAAGCUCAUGGGAACGUCUUUCGAAGAGUGGCUCUUAGCGCCCUUCUGGACAGUGCUGAGAAAUUGGUCCCGGCAAGAAAAGCAGAGGAAAUGACUGAACAGGAACCCAAACCACCAAGCAGUAAAAGAUCCGAAGUGGGAAGUGUCGUAAUUGACAAAGGUCAGCCAACUUCUGCUCCCGAUGAAUGCCGCAGUUAUAUCUCAAGCCGCCCAUUGCAGACUCCAGAGCACGAUGAGCAGAUGCAAGGAGCUGCCCUCGGCCGCAAGGACUUCUGGAGGAAGAUGUUCAAAUCGCAGAGCGCCGCAAGCGACACCAGCAGCCAGUCGGAGCAGGAUACCUCCGAGUGCACCACUGCACACUCAGGGACUACCACAGAGAGGCGUUUGCGCUCCCGCUCGCGACGGAUCUCUCUCCGAAAGAAACUCAAGCUGCCCCUAGGGAAUUGGCUGAAACGCUCAUCACUUUCUGGUUUAACCGACGGCGUCGAAGACCUUUUGGAUAUCAGUUCUGUAGACCGCCUCUCUUUCAUCAGGCAGAGUUCCAAGGUGAAAUUCACAAGCGCGGUGAAGCUGUCAGAAGGAGGCCCAGGAAGCGGCAUGGAGAAUGGGCGGGAGGAAGAGGAUAAUUUCUUCAAGCGUCUUGGCUGCCAGACCUAUGAUGAUCACAUGACUCCCAACCAAGAUGGAGGCAAGUCCAAGAAUGUUGUGAACCUCGGAGCCAUACGACAAGGGAUGAAGCGCUUUCAGUUUCUCUUAAACUGCUGUGAACCCGGAACUAUACCUGACGCAUCUAUCCUAGCUGCUGCCCUGGAUCUUGAGGCUCCGGUGGUAGCGAGAUCCGCCCUCUUCCUGGAAUGUGCACGUUUUGUUCACCGCUGCAACCGUGGCAAUUGGCCGGAGUGGAUGAAGGGACACCACGUGAACAUCACUAAAAAGGGCCUUUCCCGUGGCCGGUCCCCGAUAGUGGGGAACAAACGGAACCAGAAGUUACAAUGGAAUGCAGCCAAGCUCUUCUACCAGUGGGGAGAUGUCAUCGGAGCCCGCCUCAACGAGCUCUGCCAUUGUGAAAGCGAGAGUCCAGCCAAUUUGCUGGGGCUCAUUUACGACGAGGAGACCAAGCGGAGGCUGAGGAAAGAGGAUGAGGAAGAAGACUUUUUAGAUGACAGUACUGUGAACCCCACCAAAUGUUGUUGCCCUUUUGCCCUCAAGAUGGCGGCAUGUCAGCUUCUCCUGGAAAUCACCACAUUCCUCCGAGAGACUUUUCCCUACAUGCCCCGGCCCCGUACGGAGCCUCUUGUGGAUCUGGAGAGCUGCCGCUUGCGCUUGGAUCCGGAGAUGGAUCGGCACAGGUAUGAGCGGAAGAUCAGCUUUGCAGGGGUUCUGGACGAAAACGAAGAUUCCAAAGACUCCUUGCACAGCAGCAGCCACACCCUGAAAUCCGACACGGGUUGCGAAGAGAAGAAAGUUCCCAGCAGGAAGAUCAGGAUAGGAGGCUCCCGCUUGCUCCAGAUAAAAGGAACCCGCAGUUUCCGGGUGAAGAAGGGGGGUUCCCUGUCCAGCAUUCGCCGGGCCGGCAGCCUAAAGAGCACCAAGUUAUCCCGUCAGGAUUCAGAGUCUGAGAAUGAGGAGCUUCAGCUGUCCCACAGCAGGGACACUGUCACUGACAUAGAAGGCAGCCCGUGGAGCACAAGCGAACCCAGCAUAGAACCGGAAGUGCUGAGCAGCACCGGCACGGAAGAGAACUACCAUCGGAAUAUGUCUUGGCUACACGUGAUGAUCCUGCUUUGCAACCAGCAGAGUUUCAUCUGCAACCACAUCGACUACUGCCACCCUCACUGCUACCUCCACCACAGUCGCUCCUGCGCCCGUCUGGUCCGGGCCAUCAAGCUGCUCUAUGGAGACACCGUGGAUUCCCUCCGUGAAAACAACUCGCUCAGCAAUGUGACUCGGAGCAAAAAGCAGAAAGAGUGCUCGGACAAGUCUUGCUUGAGAACACCCUCCCUGAAGAAAAGAGUGAUCGAUUCCAAUCUGGAAGGAAAGAAGGAUUCUGGGAUGUUGAAAUAUAUCCGGCACCAGGUGAUGAGUCUGUCCCCAGCCCCGGUGUCACUGCUGAUCAAGGCAGCUCCCAUCCUCACGGAAGAGAUGUACGGCGAUAUCCAGCCUGCCGCCUGGGAGUUGCUGCUCAGCAUGGAUGAGCACAUGGCUGGCGCAGCAGCUGCCAUGUUCCUUCUGUGUGCUGUGAAAGUGCCAGAAGCAGUUUCGGAUAUGCUGAUGUCUGAAUUCCAUCACCCCGAGGCCGUGCAAAGAUUGAACGCAAUUCUCAAGUUCCACACCCUCUGGAGGUUCAGGUAUCAAGUCUGGCCUCGGAUGGAGGAAGGAGCUCAACAGAUCUUUAAGAUUCCUCCUCCCAGCAUUAACUUCACCUUGCCGUCCCCCGUGCUGGGCAUGCCCUCUGUGCCCAUGUUUGACCCUCCGUGGGUCCCGCAGUGCGGUGGGAGUGUGCAAGACCCGAUUAAUGAAGAUCAGUCUAAAUCAUUCUCCGCCCGGGCGGUGUCUCGUUCUCACCAGCGAGCGGAGCACAUUCUGAAGAACCUGCAGCAGGAAGAGGAGAAGAAGCGCCUGGGCCGGGAAGCCAGUCUGAUCACCGCCAUCCCCAUCACCCAAGAGGCUUGUUAUGAGCCCACCUGUCCCCCCAACUCAGAGCAGGAAGAAGAAGUAGAAGAAGUCGCCAACCUGGCUUCUCGCCGUCUCUCUGUGAGUCCGUCUUGCACCUCUAGCACGUCACACAGGAAUUACUCCUUCCGGCGUGGCUCAGUAUGGUCAGUGCGUUCAGCGGUCAGUGCAGAAGAUGAGGAGCACACGACAGAACACACGCCGAACCAUCACGUCCCACAGCCUCCUCAGGCAGUCUUCCCAGCAUGCAUCUGUGCCGCCGUGCUCCCCAUUGUUCACUUGAUGGAAGAUGGAGAAGUCCGAGAGGAUGGCGUAGCAGUGAGCGCUGUGGCUCAGCAGGUCCUGUGGAACUGCCUCAUUGAAGAUCCUUCUACAGUCCUUCGCCAUUUUCUGGAGAAGCUGACGAUCAGCAAUCGGCAGGAUGAGCUGAUGUAUAUGCUGAGGAAGCUGCUACUCAACAUUGGAGACUUCCCUGCUCAGACAUCCCAUAUCCUCUUCAAUUACUUGGUGGGACUGAUCAUGUAUUUUGUGCGAACACCAUGCGAAUGGGGAAUGGAUGCCAUUUCGGCAACUUUGACCUUCCUGUGGGAAGUGGUGGGCUACGUGGAAGGCCUCUUCUUCAAGGACCUCAAACAGACCAUGAAGAAGGAGCAGUGCGAAGUGAAGCUGCUAGUGACUGCCUCAAUGCCAGGCACCAAGACCUUGGUGGUUCACGGGCAAAAUGAAUGCGAUAUCCCAACCCAGUUACCUGUGCAUGAAGACACCCAGUUUGAAGCCCUUCUAAAGGAAUGUCUGGAAUUUUUUAACAUACCCGAAUCCCAGUCUACUAACUACUUUCUAAUGGAUAAACGAUGGAACCUUAUUCAUUAUAAUAAGACCUAUGUCCGUGAUAUUUAUCCAUUUCGACGAUCGGUAUCCCCCCAGCUGAAUCUGGUCCACAUGCAUCCUGAGAAGGGGCAGGAGCUCAUUCAGAAGCAGGUGUUCACACGCAAGCUGGAGGAAGUGGGCCGGGUGCUGUUCCUCAUUUCUUUGACCCAGAAGAUCCCCACAGCUCACAAGCAGUCUCAUGUGUCUUUGCUCCAAGAGGACCUCCUGCGCUUGCCCUCUUUCCCCCGCAGCGCCAUCGACGCCGAGUUCUCCCUCUUCAACGAUCCACAAGCUGGAAAGGAGCUCUUUGGCCUUGACACCCUUCAGAAGAGCUUGUGGAUUAAGCUCCUGGAGGAGAUGUUUCUGGGGAUGCCCAGCGAAUUCCCCUGGGGGGACGAAAUCAUGCUCUUCUUGAAUGUCUUCAACGGAGCCCUGAUCUUGCACCCAGAGGACAGUGCGCUGCUGAGGCAGUACGCGGCCACAGUCAUCAACACAGCCGUCCACUUCAACCACCUCUUUUCCCUCAGCGGGUAUCAGUGGAUCCUUCCCACAAUGCUUCAGGUGUACGCUGACUACGAAAGCAACCCCCAGCUACGGCAAGCAAUUGAGUUCGCUUGUCGCCAGUUUUACAUUCUGCAUCGGAAGCCAUUUGUCCUGCAAUUGUUUGCCAGCGUGGCUCCGCUCCUGGAGUUUCCUGAUGCGGCCAGCAAUGGACCGAGCAAAGGGGUGUCAUCUCAGUGCCUCUUUGACUUGCUGCAGUCCUUAGAAGGAGAUACGGUGGAUAAUCUGGACAUUUUAGAACUGGUAAAAGCAGAAAAGCCUCUGAAAUCUUUAGAUUUCUGCUAUGGCAACGAGGACCUGACUUUUUCUAUCAGCGAAGCCAUCAAGUUGUGUGUCACGGUUGUGGCCUAUGCCCCUGAAUCGUUCCGAAGUCUUCAGAUGUUGAUGGUCCUGGAAGCCUUGGUGCCUUGUUACCUGCAGAAGCUCAAGAGGCAAACCUCCCAAGUGGAGACGGUGACUGCUGCGCGAGAAGAGAUAGCGGCUACAGCUGCGCUUGCAACAUCCCUGCAAGCCCUCUUGUACAGUGUGGAAGUCCUCACCAGGCCAAUGACAGCUCCUCAGAUGAGUCGGUGCGAUCAAGGCCAUAAAGGAACCACGGCUGCUAAUCAUGCCAUGUCCUCGGGGGCCAAUACCAGGUACCCAGAGCAAGGAGCCAAGCUGCACUUUAUCAGGGAAAACCUUCAUUUGCUGGAGGAAGGCCAAGGCAUCCAGCGAGAGGAACUGGACGAGAGGCUCGCUCGCGAGGAGUUCAGGCGGCCACGGGAGUCCCUGCUGAACAUCUGCACGGAGUUCUACAAGCACUGUGGCCCCAGACUGAAGAUCCUGCAGAACCUGGCCGGAGAGCCCAGAGUGACUUCUUUGGAGCUGCUGGACGUUAAAUCUCAUAUGAGGUUGGCAGAAAUUGCACAUUCCCUUCUGAAGCUGGCGCCUUACGACACCCAGACGAUGGAGAGCCGUGGGCUCCGGCGCUACAUCAUGGAGAUGCUGCCCAUCACCGACUGGACAGCUGAGGCUGUGCGGCCAGCCCUCAUCCUCAUCUUAAAGAGACUGGACCGUAUGUUCAAUAAAAUUCACAAGAUGCCUACUUUGAGGAGACAGGUUGAGUGGGAGCCUGCCAGCAAUUUGAUUGAAGGGGUUUGUUUGACACUUCAGAGGCAGCCAAUCAUAUCCUUCCUGCCUCACCUUAGGUCACUGAUCAAUGUCUGUGUCAAUCUGGUGAUGGGAGUGGUGGGACCUUCCAGUGUGGCCGAUGGAUUACCCCUUCUUCAUCUCAGCCCUUAUCUCUCGCCACCUCUGCCCUUCAGCACAGCUGUUGUCCGGCUUGUAGCAUUGCAGAUUCAGGCUUUGAAAGAAGACUUCCCCUUAAGUCACGUGAUCUCCCCAUUCACCAAUCAGGAAAGAAGGGAAGGAAUGCUUUUAAACCUACUGAUUCCAUUUGUGCUCACAGUAGGAUCAGGAAGCAAAGACAGCCCUUGGCUGGAACAGCCUGAAGUCCUCUUGCUACUCCAGACGGUCAUCAACAUCCUGCUGCCCCCUCGCAUCAUCAGCACGUCCCGCAGCAAGAACUUCAUGCUGGAGAGCUCCCCGGCUCACUGCUCCACGCCAGGUGAUGCAGGGAAGGACCUGCGCAAGGAAGGACUGGCUGAGUCCACCAGUCAGGCAGCCUACUUAGCUCUGAAGGUGAUCCUAGUCUGUUUUGAGCGCCAGCUUGGCAGCCAGUGGUACUGGCUGAGCCUGCAGGUCAAGGAGAUGGCUUUGCGGAAAGUGGGAGGCCUGGCCUUGUGGGAUUUCCUGGAUUUUAUUGUCCGCACCCGGAUUCCUAUCUUUGUCCUUCUUCGACCUUUCAUUCAGUGCAAGUUGCUUGCUCAGCCUGCUGAAAACCAUGAGGAGAUGACGGCUCGUCAACACAUCGCUGACCAGCUUGAGCGGCGCUUCAUUCCCCGCCCCCUGUGCAAGAGCUCCCUCAUUGCAGAAUUCAACAACGAACUGAAGAUCCUGAAGGAAGCAGUGCACAGUGGCUCAGCCUAUCAAGGGAAGACCUCCAUCAGCACUGUGGGGACGUCCACCUCUGCAUACCGGUUGAGCCUGGCCACCAUGUCCCGCUCUAAUACUGGCACUGGAACGGUCUGGGAACAAGAUAGCGAGCCUUCCCAACAGGCUUCCCAGGAUACUCUGAGCCGGACAGACGAGGAGGAUGAAGAGAAUGACUCGGUGAGCAUGCCCAGUGUGGUAAGUGAACAAGAAGCAUUCCUUAUGGGUUCCGUUGGGAGGAGGCGAUUCUCCAGCCAUCUCUCCAGCAUGUCUGCACCUCAAGCUGAGGUGGGCAUGUUACCCAGCCAAAGUGAACCCAAUGUCCUCGAGGACUCCCAGGGCCUGGCCGCUGCGGGCAACCUUACUAGGGUAGCAAGUGUGCAGAGCGAACCGGGACACCACAACCUCCUUCUGCAACAGCCGCUGGGAAGGAAAAGAGGCCUGAGGCAGUUAAGGAGGCCCCUCUUGUCACGCCAGAAAACCCAAACUGAACCGCGCAGUCGGCACGGAGCCCGACUGUCCACCACGCGCAGAAGUAUACAGCCGAAAACAAAACCGACCGUGGAUCAGAAGCGAUCUGUGACUUUUACCGAAGCGCAGUCAGAAACUUCCAGCUCGACUCCUGACCAAGCCCCAAUUACGGUCCAGCAGCAGAGCAGCAAAAGGGGCAGCCCUGCAGAUGCUGAGAAGCAGGAAGCGACUGGCAAGCCCGUCCUGACCUCCUCCCCGGCCAUUAUCGUGGCUGACCUCCACAGCCAAGCCACCACUAGCCAGAGUGAGAUGCUUUCUGUUGAGAAGGAUAAAAAAAAGGAGGACAAUCCAGAGGCGAGGUUGGUUCAAGCCCCCGGGAGCCCCCCACCCUCGCAGCUCUCCGACACGGAGGAUUUUACAGGCCUGGAGACCACCAGCUUACUGGAGCAUGGAGACACCGUCCUCCACAUUAGCGAGGAUAACGGGAUGGAAAACCCCCAGUUCACCUUCACCCAUGUUGAGGUGGGGCAGACUGACACUGGCCUAGAUGAGUCCCACGUUUGACUUGGGGGAAGAGGCGACUGCCUUCGUAUCCAUCAAUAAGUAGUUAAAAAAAGAGCACUUUAUAAACUAUGCGGGCCACAUCUGGUAAGCCUGUCUGUGACGUGUGGGCCAAUUUGUUGAAAACACAUCAGCGCCUUUAGACAGAUCCAGUUGGACUCAGGGCAGACCAUGAAAGAGGAAAUAGUUCCAUAAUGGAACCUUCCUGUGCACAGAAUGAAUCCCUAGAAUCUGGCUCUUUGGGGUAUCUCGUUUUUUCCAGUAAACCCCUCCCCCCCCAAAACAAACUCAUUAAGAAAUGCCAGGCAGAAAAUCAGGCCUUUUCAGAGGCUAGCCACCUGAAUACAGAAAGUUUAUUUUUGUAAUCUCAGAAGGGAGAUAUAGAUAAAAUAUAUAUACAUAGUAUAUUAAUAAAAAUAUUACUGAGCUAUGGAUGCUUUAUGACUGUAUGUUCUUCGUUUAGCAUCAGAAUGCCAAAUGCUCGAUAGCGACCAGAGAUUAGGCAAUUUCUAUCCCGUGUUUGAGAUUUCAAACUCUGGGUUAUAUACCUGAAGAACCAUAAAUUUACAAUUCCCUUAAAAUUAACUGUACACUACAGUGAAGAAUGUUAAGACUAUGCAGUAACGUGGACAUUUGGGUGGAGUGCUCUGUACAUGAAGUAAAUAGUAUUAAACAUUCUGCUUCAAAAUAUUAAGCAAAUAUUGAGCAAACGGGAAAAAGUGUGUGGAUCUGCUUCCACAAUCCAUUUGCCCGUGUUCAUACUUACAAGUGUAUCUGUGUGUUUCCAAACCAGGAGCUGAUAUUGUACAGGAUAUUUAC
Heteronotia binoei (common prickly gecko) is the source of this 10746-nucleotide messenger RNA. RefSeq names its product unc-80 homolog, NALCN channel complex subunit (gene UNC80). Gene Ontology annotation, biological process: monoatomic cation homeostasis. Bases 1 to 9930 code for a protein of 3309 amino acids. Gene Ontology annotation, cellular component: axon; cation channel complex. The record is from RefSeq and is a predicted model, not a curated record. The transcript is spliced from 65 exons. Gene Ontology annotation, molecular function: monoatomic cation channel activity. Lineage: Eukaryota; Metazoa; Chordata; Lepidosauria; Squamata; Gekkonidae.